Plenodomus lingam JN3 is the source of this 2280-nucleotide messenger RNA. RefSeq lists its product as uncharacterized. Lineage: Eukaryota; Fungi; Ascomycota; Dothideomycetes; Pleosporales; Leptosphaeriaceae. Gene Ontology annotation, molecular function: ATP binding; ATP hydrolysis activity. Gene Ontology annotation, cellular component: mitochondrion; cytoplasm. The record is from RefSeq and is a predicted model, not a curated record.
AUGUCUUCAACCGGUGUGACCAUCACAAAUCCCCUCGUACUCUAUCGCAGUCUCGUCGCUACUCAAAAGAUCCGCCCCGAUCCUGCGCAACAUCGCCUUGCUUUACAUCUGCAGAAACUGUAUGAGCGCCUCAUUGACUAUGAGCCGACCGUGGAAUACUCGAAACGACUGCAACAACUGAGUCGAGCGGUAGAUGGCCAUAGUUCACCGUCCCCAUCUGAGAAUCCCCAUGUCAAUCGGUUCGGCCGACAGGGUGUAUGGACGUCGCUACUGGCCCAAAAAGAGAAAAGGGACUCGUUGGCUCUGACAAGAGUCCUGACCGACCAUGAACAGGCUAUGCAACUGCAGAGUCCGAAAGGCUUCAUGCUUCACGGCGAAGUAGGCACGGGUAAGUCCAUGUUGAUCGACCUUUUCCAGGAAUGUCUUCCCAAUCGCAAGAAGCGGCGAUGGCAUUUCAAUACCUUCAUGUUGGAUACGAUCUCGCGUCUAGAACAACUUCGUAGGUCUCAGUCAGUACUAGCUGGGCAUGGCCCAGCGCAGGACGAGUACUCGCUGCUACUUGUUGCACGUGAUCUUAUCGAGAAGUCACCAAUUUUAUUUUUGGAUGAGUUCCAGUUACCUGAUCGUGCGGCAUCUAAGAUUCUGUCGAACCUGAUGACUUCGUUCUUCCAGCUUGGAGGAGUUCUCAUCGCCACUAGUAAUCGCAUGCCCGAAGAGCUAGCCAAAGCUGCGGGUAUGGACUUUGCACGUCCCGUGAACAGAUUGAGUAGACUGGGUUGGAGCAUGGGGAAAAACUCAGUAGGCAGAAGGGAUGACGGGGCUGGCCAGUUGGGGGAAUUCUCCGCCUUUCUAGAAGUCCUACGAGCGAGAUGUGAGGUUUGGGAGAUGGAAGGCAAAAGCGAUUAUCGAAAGAUUGAAAGAGAAGAGGCAGUUAGAAACGUGAGCGUGCAGGCUCCGUCAUUUGAGAACAUCUCGUCUUCCUCGGCAGUACCGAGCAUGGCGCUAUCCACUCUUCAGCAAGACGAGACUGUCGAUGCCAAAACGGCGGAUGCAAUGGAGCCCUCUUCGACCAUUGCGGUACCAAAGAACUACCUGAUACAACCCACCACGGCCGAGGAAAUGGUCCCGUUCGCCGAGUCAUUCAACACUCAUGUCGAGCGUGCCACUCAGCAUUCAUACCCCAUCCCCUGGGAGCCUGCUACGGUGCGCGUCUACGGCCGUACUAUCCAUGUCCCCGCUCAGUACAAUAACGUUGCCUUUUUUACCUUUGAAGAGCUCUGUGGUGCUACCCUCGGCCCAGCAGAUUACAUUACCCUCACUUCGACAUACCAUACCUUUAUCCUGACCGACGUGCCCAUUAUGGGCUUCUUGAAUAAGAAUGAGGCAAGACGACUCAUCACUUUGCUAGACGCCAUGUACGAGGCACGAUGCCGGCUUCUUGUCGUCGCCGUCACAGGACCAGAUGAUCUAUUCUUCCCUGAACCCCCCAAAUCCACAUCGAAUACCGAUGCUUCCUUUACAGACGCGUUGACUGAAGACGCAGUACACAGCGAAACCUUUUCCGAAAUCUACCAAGACUUGAACUCCCCCUUCCGACCCAACAUCGCAUCCUAUGGCUCUGGUUCAUCGCUCUCCGACGAUGCACUUGAAGACGACCCUCCAAAUCGUACGCGCCGCGAAGGGUCUUCGUGCACGGAUGAACGGUCUGCCAGAAUGGAAAGUAAGGCGCCUGAUUUUGCCAAUAUCAGAGGGUUGACGGGAGAAGACGAGGUGUUUGCUGUCAAGAGGGCUGAGAGUAGAAUCUGGGAGAUGUGUUCGGGGAGGUGGUGGGAUCGUGCUGGGAAUGGUUCUGAAACCGUGACUGAGAGGGCUGGGUUGGGUGAAGGGUCAAACACGGAUUGGUGGCGCCCUCUACCCAUAGAGUCGAGGCAUUGGGAGUGCGGCAUCACUCCCGAUAUCAGCUCCAGUUCUCCACCCCAUGCGGCUUCAUCUGCAGUAGCAGAAGGACUACCUCCCAAUGUCAAGAUUCUGUCGAAGGAGGAGCUGAAAAAGGACAAAGAAAGGGACUUAGACGACAUGUUUGCGCAUGGGGCCAGUCCAUUCAGAACGCACCCGGAUGCGCCGCCGAAAUUCAGCUGGACACAUGCUUGGGGCAUGAUGACAUGGGGCAAGAAAGCCGGCGCCUGGGGUCAAGGCCCAGAAGGCUUGAGAGGGAGGGGAAAGGAAAGAGAGGAGGAAGAAAGUGAGUCACAGACCAAAGGUCAAAAGGAGAAGAAGUAG